AUGUCCUCCAACACAGCCGUCACCAGCAACUACUCCUCCUCAGUGCUGUACUUCACCCCAAAGCCAGAGGACCAUGGCACCACCCUCGGAUCACCCGCCAGGCUGCUCAAUUUCUCAUGUUCCUUGGAGAAGACACUGCAGUGCAGCUGUUCCUUCCAUGGGCUCCCCACACCCUCCAUGCAGUGGUGGAUGGGAGAUGUUCCUGUGGGUGUGGACAGCAUGGAUAACAUCCUCCAGGUGACUUCCACCAUAUUUGCACCGUGGGCCAACAGCACCAUCAGCCUAUUUGGAGAGCCAGAAAUAGUCAUGAGGCUUCACUGUGAGGGGAAGAAUCAAUAUGGAACUCACACUGCAAGCAUCUUCCUGAUACCAAAUAAGAAUUCAGUUUCCGGUGUGUUCAUGAAGGGGUUGAUCCAGGGCAUUGUGUACGGAGCCAUUGCAUCAGCACUGCUCUUCUUCUUCCUCGUCCUCGUUGUGUGA
Molecule: messenger RNA, 480 nt
Organism: Trichechus manatus latirostris (Florida manatee)
Lineage: Eukaryota; Metazoa; Chordata; Mammalia; Sirenia; Trichechidae
Product: SIGLEC family-like protein 1
Exons: 3
Coding region: 1-480 (159 amino acids)
Biological process (GO): cell adhesion
Cellular component (GO): plasma membrane
Molecular function (GO): sialic acid binding
Source: RefSeq, a predicted model, not a curated record